AUAGACCACGUAGUAUUCGUUCUUCUUAAGCUACAUAUUAUAAUUAGGUGUAUUAUCGACGGUCAACAAGGUAGUAUACUUUUAGUUAAUUCUCCCAAAUUUAUAUAUUAAUAAUUUCGGUCAGAUUUUAUCUCUAUAUAUAUACUACGUGGAAAACGCUUCGACUAUUCAGUAAAUUCUUCUGAUCUUCUCUCUGCAUUUUCAACACAAUCUUCAUAUAUAUCGAAAAUGCUUUCGUCUUCUUCUUCGUUGACGGUGGAGCAACCAUCACGUACCGGAAGUUCGGGGAUCAACGCCGUGUCCUCCGACGUUUUACGGUCUAACAUCCUCACCCGCCUCGACGGUGCUUCACUUGCCGCCCUAAGCUGCACUUGCUCCAACCUAAACUCUUUUUGCUCGGACGAGUCCCUAUGGAUGCAACAAUGUUCCGCCACAUGGCCUUCUACCUUAGAUACACGUGUCCAAAGCAUCAUCUCAACGUUCCCCGCCGGUCACCGGCAGUUUUUCUCUGAUUCCUUUCCGUUUCUUGAACAUGAUGGUGUGAUUAAUCUCCCACCGUCCGUUGAUAUGACGGAGUUAAUCUCAGCCGUUGAUAUGACGGAGUUAAUCUCAGCCGUUGAUAUUUUCUACAAAGAUAAAGUGAUUUUCUCAAGGGUUCAUGUGACAGAGACAGUCUCUGGGUGGUUCCUUUGUUCACCUAUGCGUGUCGAUCUUGUCGAACCGAAAGAACUAAUUUCGACAAAAGUUUCAGUGGUCAACCAAUGGGAAGAUGACACGUGGAAAAGUGACUUGGAAAAGGAUCUCUCCUUGAGCUGGAUACUCAUUGACCAGACCGGUAAACGUGCGGCGGAUGUAUCAACCCGUAAACCCGUCUCGGUGCAACGUCAUUGGUUAACCGGAGAAGUUCACGUAAAAUUCUCAACUAUUUUUGUCGUGGGCAACAAGAAAAGGUCGGAGCAAGUAGAGUUCACGGUGACGGUGGUGCUGGCGGCGUUUAACCGGAGGGAAGAGGAAACAGCGGUAAUGCAGAUAAGAGAGGUGAGCCUAGUAGCAGAGGACAAAGAUGGGAAAAAUUUAGGAGGGAAUGGUAGUUUGGUAAUUUUGGCGGCGGCCAUGGGGAGGAAGCGUCGGUUUAGGGCGGGAGGGGAAGGAGGAGGGAAAGAGAAGUACUUAGAAUUCAUGGAGAGGAAGUCGGAGAAGGCGGAGAUGAAGUGGCGUCGAGGGAAAGAAACGGCAAUGGAGACGGCGGCGUGUUGGAUCGCCGUCCUUUUACUUGGUUUUCUUUUGUGUUUUUAUCUGUUUAUACAUAAAAAUAUGGUAGCUAUUAUGAAAAAACUAAUAAAAUAGUU
This is a messenger RNA of Arabidopsis lyrata subsp. lyrata, 1349 nucleotides long. Its product is annotated as F-box protein At3g44326. NCBI's taxonomy places the organism in Eukaryota, Viridiplantae, Streptophyta, Magnoliopsida, Brassicales, Brassicaceae. The coding region runs from base 229 to 1347 and encodes 372 amino acids. Gene Ontology annotation, molecular function: protein binding. The record is from RefSeq and is a predicted model, not a curated record. The transcript has a single exon.